AGUAACUUCAGUUUGUAAUCCAAGUUCUGUCGAGACCUAAUUCACCGGGUCCAAUCUAAUAAACAUCCUGACGCAGCCAACAAAGCUAAUUUUUCGUGUUUUGAGGAUCCAGAGUCCAUAUCCUCAUUAAUUAUACGUAAAAGAAACUCACUGUUAGCUGUAAAGUGCGAAUUUGAGUUGUUUUGCUCUUAUUUCAAACGGCAAUUUUAGCUUUGACAUUUGACGGUUACGGUUUGGCUUACACACUGAUUUGUCUGGUAAGUUUGAGUUGGGCGACAGAUACGAUUACCAUUAAGACUGAUUGUUCUUUAUCUUAUUGAUUUGAGCGUAUUCCAUUCUUGUUUUUGUUUUUUUGGAAAUACCAACUAUCGUUGAAGUCGAUAAAUCCUGUGGAUUCUUUAUAACACUUAUAUUUUAAUGCCGUGCGUGUCAUUUUUGUUUGAACUGGCUAGAUUCUUCAACUAUGGACACGAUAUUGACACUUUCUUACUUUGUCAUAUUUUCAAUGCUGGGUUAUCUCACGCGUUCAGGAAUUCAAGGUCUUAAUACUUAUCCGGGUGCUCCUUUUCAUGGCUUAGUAUGGGCCCAAGUGUGCGGUUGUGCGUUUAUGGGAUUCCUUCAAACAGAGAAUGUCAUGUUUCCUACGGACUCGACCAACAAACCGCUUUUACUUGCUUUGACUACUGGCUAUUGCGGAUCAGUAACAACAUUCUCCUCUUGGAUGCUCGAAAUGUUUCUUGGUAUGGGCAACAUUGAGCCGUCUUACACGCGUGCAAAAGGUGAUGGAUUUCUGAGUCUUGUUUCUAUCUUUUCCAUUACGUUACUUAUGGCCUUUGCCGCAUUACUGUACGGAAAACGUGUGGGAAGUACUACACAUCUUUGGACCAUUAAGUCACAUCGACUAUUACGCCCAUUCCCAGCUAAAACACACACCGCUGUCCGUAUCUUUUUAUCGUUAUUGGCAGUCUGUUUUUAUGUUGGUGCAGCAUUGUAUACAGCAUUCAGCACGUCUUACGCACACCGGAAGUUCGGCUUUGGUCUUGUGUUUUCUCCUAUUGGGGCACUAUUGAGACUUUACCUUAGUUUAUGGCUUAACAAAAGCUCAGCUUACUUGCCGUGGGGAACUUUUGCUGCUAAUAUUCUUGGAACACUUAUUCUGUCAAUCAUGUUCAUGAUUCCGCGCAUAUGUCACGUAAGCGAUAUUUCUAGAAGUGUACUGUAUGGUGUACAAAACGGUUUUUGUGGAGCCUUAACUACAUUGUCAACCUUUUUAAACGAGUUACAUAAGUUACCAGACAAAAAGGCUUAUAUUUAUGGAGCAUUAUCCGUCUUCGUAGGUUACGCUCUUGUUCUAAUCGUUGACGGAUCAACUGCAUGGGGCCAUGGUUAUACUGUUGAGUAUCUUUAAGUAAACUGUUUGUCUUAUUUUAAAAUUGUUGGACCGGCUACUUGUCCACAUGAUACAACUUUUCAACAGCAACUGGUUUAUGGUGUUAGAAAUACUCUCUGCUCCAUCCUAACCUAUUUAUUUAACUACCAUUUCUUCAUUUACGCUCCUUUUAUACCUGGGUUCUUUUAUAUUUGCUACUAGACACAAUGUCCCUAUGAAGUAUGGGGAAAUUGCUACAUUAUCUUUCUAUUAAGUUGAAGCAUGAACAUUUGCCAAAAACUGAAGUACAAGCUCUCUAAUUCUGCUUCAAAAUCACAUUUACUGAUUAACUAUCUUACUUAUCAAUGAAGGUUACACUAAUAAAAAGCUCUUCAUCUUUGGCAACUGUACACUAUAAAACCCCAUAAACUAGUUCAAGAAACU
This is a messenger RNA of Schizosaccharomyces japonicus yFS275, 1813 nucleotides long. RefSeq lists its product as hypothetical. Gene Ontology annotation, molecular function: fluoride transmembrane transporter activity. Bases 464 to 1408 code for a protein of 314 amino acids. The transcript has a single exon. The record is from RefSeq and is a predicted model, not a curated record. Lineage: Eukaryota; Fungi; Ascomycota; Schizosaccharomycetes; Schizosaccharomycetales; Schizosaccharomycetaceae. Gene Ontology annotation, cellular component: membrane; plasma membrane.